Nannochloropsis gaditana CCMP526 is the source of this 946-nucleotide messenger RNA. Its product is annotated as ribosome recycling factor. The transcript has 2 exons. Gene Ontology annotation, biological process: translation. Bases 65 to 946 code for a protein of 293 amino acids. Gene Ontology annotation, molecular function: ribosomal large subunit binding. Gene Ontology annotation, cellular component: mitochondrion. The record is from RefSeq and is a predicted model, not a curated record.
CCACAGUCUUCUUUCGAGAAAUUUUUGGCUACAUCAGCUAGCGAAAAAGGCAUUUGAACGUCUCAUGUCAUCGUUUUCAAGUGGUAUUUGCAUGCGGCACCUCUCUAGAAGGCUGCCUUCCCCUAGAACCAAGAGCAUCAUGAACCGAGCAUUAGUCAGGGCAUUCGGAGGGCAAAGCAAUUGUAUUAGCAGGACAGUAUCUCUUCUUCAACCACCUGUCAUAUCGGGGCUACCAUCACAAGCCGUCCGUAACUUCAGCAAAAAAGACCGACGAAAAGGCAGCGCCAAUGCUGGCGGCUCUGGGUCCGGCUCGGGGACGGCCGCACCGUCACGCCACACUGCACCGCACCACCACCACGCCCCGUCCAUCGGCGGCGUGACACAUAACGAACAGCCCUUGGUCGACCUGGACAAGCUGCAAUCGAAAAUGGAGCGGGUGCUGCGAGGUUUGGAAAAAGAGUUCUCGGGCGUGCGGGGGGGACGGCCGGACGCGGGGAUGUUUGACCACCUCCACGUGCAAGCCUAUGGGAAAGCGACGCCUCUUUCCGACGUUGCUCAGGUCACGAUCAAGAGCCCGACGCUGGCUGUCAUCCAUGUCUACGACCCGGACAUCCUCCAUCCGGUCCACGAAGCGGUCCAAGCCAGCAAGCUCGAGCUGAAUCCCCGUGUGGACGGAAACGUGGUGAAUGUCCCACUGCCCAAACCGUCCGCGGAAAUGCGGCAAGGAUACGUGAAACUGGUGAGUCAAUGCACGGAGACGGCCCGGCAAAACCUUCGGAAGAUUCGGCGGGAGGGUAUGGACCGGUUGAAAGGGGAAGGGAAGGAGGGUGUGGGGGAGGACGACGUCCGCAGGAGCUCCAAGUUGAUCGAAAGCAUGACGGAGGAGUGGGUCAAGAGGGUCGGGGAGGCUCUGGAGAAAAAGAAGAAGGAGAUCAUGACGGUAUAG